Lethenteron reissneri (Far Eastern brook lamprey) is the source of this 1841-nucleotide messenger RNA. It is a transcript of the gene SUPT3H, whose product is annotated as SPT3 homolog, SAGA and STAGA complex component. Gene Ontology annotation, biological process: transcription by RNA polymerase II. Gene Ontology annotation, molecular function: protein heterodimerization activity; transcription coactivator activity. The record is from RefSeq and is a predicted model, not a curated record. NCBI's taxonomy places the organism in Eukaryota, Metazoa, Chordata, Hyperoartia, Petromyzontiformes, Petromyzontidae.
ACGCGCGAAUCGAUUCCCCCAGGACGCGGCCGCGUGAAGAGGGGACGACGAGGACGACGACGAGGAGGACGACGAGGGGAGCAGCAGCAGCCGCGAGGCGCCAUGACGAAGCCCAAGAGCAGCAAGAGGAAGACGGAGCGGGUGAAGGAGCCCGAGAGCUCCGCAGACUGCAAGGGCUCCGCUGGCAGCCCUGCCCCGGUGUCUGGACUGGGGGCGCAGCAGAGUUCGCGCCCUUCGCUGGUCUCCGACAUACAAAGCAUGAUGUUUGCAAUGGGGGAUGUUCGCCGUCCUUUGCAGGAGUCGGCUGCACUCAUUGAGGAUGUUACUCACACACAACUCGCGCUAAUGCUGUCACACCUGCACGAUGUGUGCGCCAUGCGAGGGGGUAAGCACAUUGGUCUGGAAGACAUACUUUUCCUCAUGAGAAAGGAUAAGGGGAAGAUGCGUCGUCUGAUAGCUCACCUCAACUUCCGGGACCUCAAGUCACGCGUGCUACAAAGUGUGCAGGAAGAUGAGGAUUUCUUUGGGCCAGAGGCAAGCAAGCGGCAGAAAGUAUGUGCAGAUGUACUAAGUGUGCUGGACCAGACAGGAAUGAUGUCAUCAUGGCAAAUGGACUCUGAGACCGAGGGUGUAAAGCAAGAACGUAUUGCUCGUGCUGAGCGACAAACAAGAGAAAUGGAUUCAGCAACAUACGCGGAGUUUUUUGACAGUCGACAGGCCAGCUUUGCCCGGAAGAUCGGGAAACUACGCGACUGGCUGGAUUUGUCCUCUCUCGAGGUGAAGCCCAAUGCCAUGGCGAUGGAAACACUGGCAUACUUGGCUCAAGAGACAGUCGCCACGAUUGUGGAAUUGUCCCUUCUGGUGCAAAGAGACAUGGAGCUUCACAUAAUGAAAGAGGGAUUUGGAACGCAACGCAGAAUGGGUGUACAGAAAAUUGGCUCUCCUAUAACUCCUGUCCAUGUGAGAGAAGCCGUGAGACGCUAUACCGAACAAAAUACAGGAGGACCAGUUGGGCUGUUUACAAGUGCAUACAAGCAAUUCGGGACCCCAUUUUUUGCCUGCUAAAACACACGAGCAUGUGUACGCGAUUCUGCAGAACACUUAAACACAAUCGGUAACCGCCAAUUAUCAGAAGUCUGCACCUGAAGGCCGCGGGCAUGGUGAAGAAAUUCUGAGCGUUUGCAGGGAGAGCGCGUGUAUCGUCCAUUUACACGGUGGCAUUACCAGUAUCCCAAUUACGCUCUACGUGUGCAUACAAUAUUGUGUUUACAUUGUUAAUUUUCUAGUGGAUUGUAUUUAAUGUGAAGUGUGUAUUAUAAACUGGAAUGUGCACUGUUAUUAAAUCUCAAUGUCCAAAAGUAUUUUGUUUGGGAAGAAAUCUUUUGUUGUCAGCAAAAUGUACAAUUCCAUUAACAACACUGCCUAUAUAAUAAAAAGUAUUUAAUAAAAAAAGAUACGCAUAUUUAUUUUAUUUUAAAGCAGCAUUGUUGAUGAACGUGUUGAGUUUUUUGUUGCUUGGGCACCACGACACGCAGUAUCACCAAACGAUGUGUUCUAGUCGUAGCGAACUGAGAGCCAGGUGGUUCAAACCCUGCGCUCCAUAAGGCUGUGGGAAGUGGUUGGCAGAACAGUUGCGGAUUCUGCAAUUCAGUCUCGUCGUGGUUUAGGAGAAUGAAAGCUCUGAUCUGGAUCAUAUGGUAUUUGUGUUGUUUUGAAAAGCUAUAUGGUGACCAUGUUGUUAAUGACCUCUAACACGUUGGAGUGGCAUUUUAGAGAAGACCAUAACUAUUAAAAAUACGGCUUAGAAAAUUUUCAUAACUCAUUAACAUCAUAAAUCUUAU